GGGGGAAAGGUCACCUGGACAGCCCGGACAGACUCACAGCGUCUGUGCAGGGGACCCCCUGCCCUGCCCCUGGCCAUGUUUUGGGGUGUCUGGUCCUAUCUGCUGUAUCUCUAUGGUGCCCUCAUCAAUGCCCUGUCCCCCUGCCAGCCUCCCACCCUGCUGCCCGCCAGCAGGGUAGACUGGGAACAGUACCUGGGGGUCUGGCACUUUGUGGGAGCCGCGGCCAUCACCAGCCCCUCGCUAGAGAACUUUGCGAGCACGGAUGGGGCCAUCUUCUUGCUGGUGCCCAGCGCCCAACCUGGGCAGCUCGGCCUGCGGGCAGCGCUGCGUCUGAAAUCGGGUGUCUGCAUCCAGCGAUCAUGGACCUACCUGCUCAAGGAGGGACACCCAGACCUGGACACUGAAGGCCGUCCAGGGAUGCGAUCCUGGGUAUUUGCUGGGAAGUGCCCUGACACCAUCAUUGUCCGAGAAACAGACCAUGAUUACGACCGACUCCUGCUCUAUGGCCGCUCCCCCCAGCUUGCAAAUCAGUGUUUGGAGGACUUCUGGGACCAGGCUUCCUGCCUGGGCAUGGAGACAUCCCUCCUCAUCCCCCGGACCCAUGACCCCUGUGAGCUCCAGGAUGCCUGAUCCCAAUACCCCCUGCCCCAGCAAAGAGCAAACCCCAGUUCCUGGAGCUGCCCAAUAAAGGACUCGCUUUCCCUGCUGGCAA
Molecule: messenger RNA, 712 nt
Organism: Alligator mississippiensis (American alligator)
Lineage: Eukaryota; Metazoa; Chordata; Crocodylia; Alligatoridae
Gene: APOM
Product: apolipoprotein M
Exons: 6
Coding region: 76-630 (184 amino acids)
Biological process (GO): cholesterol efflux; high-density lipoprotein particle remodeling; high-density lipoprotein particle assembly
Cellular component (GO): low-density lipoprotein particle; high-density lipoprotein particle; very-low-density lipoprotein particle
Molecular function (GO): phospholipid binding; lipid carrier activity
Source: RefSeq, a predicted model, not a curated record